GCCAAGUAAAGUAUUUUAACACAUCGGUUAGCAAAGACCCAAGCCAGCAGUCCAAGGCCACUUCUAUAAAGCUGUCCUAAGUCAAAUGUAGGAGAGCUGGACUCUGUACCUUCCUUCUUUCAAUAUUCCAGAUCCUAAGAUUCUAUAUUAGAAUCUUUUUAAGGGUCUCAUCUAAGAACAUGGCGCACACUGGAUUAGUCAUUUUAUUCUUCAUCGCUCUAAUCGUGUUGGACCAAACUAGAGGACAAUCACCCAAACCGAAGGUUCGGAAAGACCGCAGAACCAAAGAGAAGGAUGGCGAUUUGAAGACACAAAUUGACAAGCUAUGGCGAGAGAUUAAUUCCUUGAAGGAGAUGCAGGCGUUGCAAACCGUCUGCCUGAGAGGAACCAAAAUCUAUAAAAAGUGCUACCUAGCAUUUGAAGAGACCAAGCAUUUCCAUGAGGCUAAUGAGGACUGUAUAGCAAAAGGUGGAACUUUGGCGAUUCCCAGAGAUUCUGAUGAAAACAGCGCUCUCCGUGAUUAUGCAAAGAAGAGCCUUCCGGGUGCAGGGGACUUUUGGUUAGGCAUCAAUGACAUGGUCAACGAAGGCAAAUUUGUAGAUGUUAAUGGGAUCUCAAUCACAUACUUGAAUUGGGAUCGACCACCAAACGGUGGCAAGCGUAAAAACUGUGCACUGCUCACUCAGGCUUCUCAAGGGAAAUGGGUUGAUGAAGUGUGUCGCAGUUUAAAGAAAUACGUUUGUGAAUUUAUUAUCCCUUAAGAACGAUCAAGGUGGAGAAUGCCAAAGAUAACCUUUUAGGAACAGAAGCUUUAAACACUUCCGGCCAUGUAGAGGAGUUAUGUGGAUGGGUGGGAUUUAGAAGCUUUGACAUUUUAAUCGUGGGAAAUCCAUUUUCUUUCAAUCCUUGGCUAAUGAAGCAAAGGAAACUGAGAUGGUUCAGUUUCUAUUUUGUUCUUUACCUAUAAAAUAAAUAUUAAUUUCAUUGAAAAAA
Spea bombifrons (plains spadefoot toad) is the source of this 993-nucleotide messenger RNA. It is a transcript of the gene CLEC3A, whose product is annotated as C-type lectin domain family 3 member A. The record is from RefSeq and is a predicted model, not a curated record. The transcript has 3 exons. NCBI's taxonomy places the organism in Eukaryota, Metazoa, Chordata, Amphibia, Anura, Pelobatidae. Bases 180 to 761 code for a protein of 193 amino acids.